Ipomoea nil (Japanese morning glory) is the source of this 944-nucleotide messenger RNA. Its product is annotated as 5-methyltetrahydropteroyltriglutamate--homocysteine methyltransferase-like. The transcript has a single exon. Gene Ontology annotation, molecular function: 5-methyltetrahydropteroyltriglutamate-homocysteine S-methyltransferase activity; zinc ion binding. Lineage: Eukaryota; Viridiplantae; Streptophyta; Magnoliopsida; Solanales; Convolvulaceae. The coding region runs from base 54 to 929 and encodes 291 amino acids. The record is from RefSeq and is a predicted model, not a curated record. Gene Ontology annotation, biological process: amino acid biosynthetic process.
UUUCUUUCUCGCUCCGAUCAUCUCUAUACACGCAUAUCCCUCUGUGUCUAGUCAUGGCGCUUUUCCGAGCUGCAAUUUCCGGUAGGAUCCUCAAGUCCAGCACGGUUGUCGGAGCGCGAUCCAUGUCGUCAUGGUGGCGAAGUGUCGAGCCGGCUCCGAAAGAUCCGAUCCUCCGCGUCACUGAAGCUUUCCUCGCAGAUCCUAGCCCCGACAAAGUCAGUGUCGGAGUUGGAGCUUACCGUGACGAUAAUGGAAAGCCGAUGGUGCUCAAGUGUGUCCGGGAAGCAGAGCGGAGAAUCGCGGGUGGGUUUAACAUGGAAUAUCUUCCAAUGGGAGGAAGCGUUAACAUGAAUGAGGAAUCUCUGAAGUUGGCCUAUGGGGAAAUUGGAUUUGACACCUACUUCUCCAUGGCCAGAGGAAAUGCCAUUGUUCCUGCAAUGGAAAUGACUAAGUGGUUUGAUACAAACUACCACUUCAUUGUCCUCGAGUUGGGUCCUGAUGUGAAAUUCAGUUAUGUUUCCGACAAGGCAGUGAAUGAAUACAAGGAGGCUAUGGCACUUGGUGUAGAUAAUGUUCUUAUUGGACCAGUGUCAUACUUGCUGUUAUCUAAACCUACCAAGGGUGUUGAAAAAUCAUUCGCAUUGUUGUCCCUUCUUGACAAGAUCCUUCCAAUCUACAAGGAAGUUAUUACUGAAUUGAAAGGAGCUGGUGCUUCUUGGAUCCAGUUUGAUGAACCAAACCUUGUAAUGGACCUUGACUUAGUCCGUGGAUCUCAGACCCUUGAUUUGAUUAAGGGUGGAUUUCCUUCUGGCAAGUACUUGUUUGCUGGAGUUGUUGAUGGAAGGACUCUGUUACAUCAUGCCAUUCUUUGUGGCAAUACUGGAGUUGUCAAGAUUCAAAAACAGAAGCCAGUGAGACAGGUGUUAUGAUCUGUGCUAGGUACA